AUGGCGACUCCUAACUACACUGCUACCAGCCACUCACUCUUCAUUCUGCUGGGCAUCCCUGGCUUGGAAGACCAGCACACAUGGAUCUCUCCCCCCUUCUUUAUUUCCUACCUUAUCGCUCUCCUUGGGAAUAGCCUCCUCAUCUUCAUCAUCACUAAACGCAACCUCCAUAAAUUCAUGUACUCCUUCCUCUGGAUGCUAGCUGUGGCUGACCUCAUUCUGUCCACCACCACUGUGCCCAGAGCCCUAGCCAUAUUCUGGUUCCAUGCUGGGACGAUCUCCCUUGAUGGCUGUGUCACACAAAUCUUCUUUAUCCAUGCUACCUUCAUCACUGAAUCAGGAAUUCUGUUGGCAAUGGCAUUUGACCACUAUGUGGCCAUCUGUGACCUGCUGUACUACACCACAGUGCUCAGUCAGUCAGUAAUCAUAAGGGUUGGCUUGGCUGUGGUCCUGAGAAGCUUCCGUGUGAUACUCCCAGAUGUGUUUCUGGUGAAGCGACUGCCUUUCUGCCGUAGCAAUCUGCUGCCACACACCUGCCGUGAGCACAUGGCUGUGGCCAAGUUUGCUUGUGCUGACAUUCGUGUCAAUGUGUGGUAUGGCUUGUCUGUCCUCUCUACUGUAGUGCUAGAUGCCUUGUUCAUCUUAGUUUCCUACAGCCUUAUCCUCUUUGCAGUCUUCCACCUACCCUCCCGAGGAGCUCGGCAAAAGGCUCUGGGCACAGGUGGCUCCCACCUAGAGGUCAUUUCCAUGUUCUAUUUGCCUGGCAUUUUAACCAUAAUUACCCAGAGGUUUGGGCACCAUGUGCCUCUCCACACACACAUUCUGCUGGCUAAUGUCUGCAUGUUGGCCCCUCCUAUGCUGAACCCCAUCAUUUAUGGUAUCAAGACUAGACAGAUUUGA
This is a messenger RNA of Microcebus murinus (gray mouse lemur), 900 nucleotides long. The record is from RefSeq and is a predicted model, not a curated record. NCBI's taxonomy places the organism in Eukaryota, Metazoa, Chordata, Mammalia, Primates, Cheirogaleidae.